Molecule: messenger RNA, 865 nt
Organism: Dacryopinax primogenitus
Lineage: Eukaryota; Fungi; Basidiomycota; Dacrymycetes; Dacrymycetales; Dacrymycetaceae
Exons: 5
Coding region: 115-858 (247 amino acids)
Source: RefSeq, a predicted model, not a curated record
GUCUGUGGAAGCUCAGCCAGCGCCAACUAUCGACACGCCAUCCUACAACAGGUGCUGGUCACCGUCAGAUCAGCCUUCCCUCAUCCCCCUCUUACCAAAGCAAUUGUUGCAGUCAUGCCACCAUCGGAUAGUAUCAGUAUGUCAGCAGGACGUCGAAUGCCGACUAGAACGCGCCUGGUCUUUCGACGCAUAAUGCGCUCCCAAAAGUUCGUCCUCCCCAACAACUACCACCUUCCCAUACGAUUACGACCAUGGUUUGUGAUAUUUACGCUUGUCGAUAUGAUAUUCCUUGCCUUCCUGGGGUUCACGAACGUCGUUCACGACGUGCCCGUCAAUGACAAGGUGAUGCACUUUGUAUGCCUGGGCCUCGCCACAGGCCUGGUGUAUUUCAUAUUUGACGUUGAAGAGGAUGCAAGACGGAUAUGGAUUUGGCGCAACGCUGGCUUGUUCAUCACUGGCUUCCUGUGCUUUGUGCUCGGCGGGAUUGUGAGCGAAUUUGUGCAGGGAUUAUUACCAUACAAAACUUUCCAACUUGGAGAUAUUGCUGCAAACCUUCUUGGCUCGUCACUAGGGUUGUAUCUAUCCUGGAACCUUGAGCGCUACUACCGUCACCGGCGGGAGAUUGAACGUCUCUACCAGCCCCUGGACGUCCUCGAAGAGCCCACAGACGACGAAGGCGACGACACGCUUCCCUCGUUCUAUACGCGUCAACAACCACGGGCUGUGACUUCGCUUGGCGUGCAGCGGAGUAGACUGGCAGACGUGUGGGAUGAGAGGGAGGAGGUAUUCCACUUGGUGGAUGGUGAGGAAGAUGAGGCAGAGCCGCCGAAGGCAGGAACAGCAGGGAAGACUAGAUGAGGACCAU